Cololabis saira (Pacific saury) is the source of this 1742-nucleotide messenger RNA. RefSeq names its product HERPUD family member 2 (gene herpud2). The transcript has 9 exons. The record is from RefSeq and is a predicted model, not a curated record. Gene Ontology annotation, biological process: endoplasmic reticulum unfolded protein response. Gene Ontology annotation, molecular function: protein binding. The coding region runs from base 367 to 1614 and encodes 415 amino acids. Lineage: Eukaryota; Metazoa; Chordata; Actinopteri; Beloniformes; Belonidae.
GCGGUGGGGAACCCGCUGGUCACGUGAUUUCCGCCGUCGCUGCUGACAUUAAAACAAGGCAGAAGAGCCGAAAAGGGACGAGAGGACAGAGGCCGCCAGAGGGGCAAACAGAUAUCCAAGAUUUGUAACCGGAUGUAUUCCUACUAAUAUAGUUGGAAACAAUAACAGAUCUACAGAUGAAGCAGAUGUUGUAGAAGAAUCCUCACACCACUGCCUGUCACUCUUCAUCCCCCCCUGAACAAGGACCGUUUAAGGUGUUGUGUUAAGCCAAAAAUGGAGAACAUUUAGGGGAGGUUUCUUCUCAGGUGAGUCCUGAGUUGUGACACUAAAGGUUCUGCUGAGCCCAACCUGCUAAUAGUAUGAACCAUGGACCCUGGGGCAGUUGAUAGUCCUGUAACCCUGGUCAUUAAAGCCCCCAACCAGAAGUAUGAAGACCAAACCAUUAACUGCUUUCUCAACUGGACCGUGGAGCGGCUGAAGAGCCACAUCACUAAAGUGUACCCCAGCAAGCCGCUGUCUAAAGACCAGCGGCUGGUGUACUCAGGAAAGCUCCUCCAAGACCACCUGCAGCUCAGAGAUGUGCUGAGAAAGCAGGAUGAAUACCACAUGAUGCAUCUAGUCUGUACCUCUCACAGUCCUCCAAGUUCUCCAAUGCCUCGUAGCCCUUCCGGCUCUUCUGCUUCUGACUCCAGCAGUUCAGACAGUGCUGGCUCCCCCUCCCCUUCCACCGCACCAAAUCAGGACAGCCAGCCAGCCUCUACUUCCUCUUCUGCACCAGGAGGUUAUGAUGGGUUGAGGUAUCGCGGAGGGUUCCCUCCUUACAAUCCUCAGAGUGUCUCUGGUGUCCCUCAGUGGCCAGAUGCAGCCCAGAUCCCUUUGCAAGACGGAUUCCCGGCCAACAUGGUCCCCCACCCCAUGUACAUGCCCAUACAGAUGCUGUGGUGGCAGCAGAUGUAUGCGCGCCACUACUACAUGCAAUAUCAAGCAGCCGUAGCCUCCUCUCAGCCUCCCAGCACUUCUCCUCCCUCCUCUCCCUCCUCCUCCCCCCAUCAGCCGGCCCAACCCAACGAAGCUGUGCAACCUCCCCUGGGCCCCAACCCGGUCCACAACCCGCUGCCAGAGAACCCGCCGGCCAACCCCAUCCAGAUGAACGCGCAGGGCGGCCCCGUGUUGAACGAUGACGAGCUGAACCGGGAUUGGCUGGACUGGCUGUACACGGUGUCACGCGCCGGCGUCCUUCUCAGCAUCCUCUACUUCUACUCCUCCUUCAGCCGCUUCGUCAUGGUGGUCGGUGCCAUGUUACUCAUCUAUUUGCACCAGGUUGGUUGGUUUCCCUUCAGACCAGACCAGCAGAACCCCCAAGGAGUAGAACGGGCCGGCGCUCCUCAGGAGGAAGCGCAGAGACACCAGGACAUACAGGAAAUGGAACGUCUCAUGGAUGAAGAUCUAGAGGAUGAUGACAGCGGUGAAGAAGGCGGCGGAGGCCCAGAGGACCAGGCCCAGAACGCCGCUGCCGCUCUGCCGGAGCCAAACUUCCUCACCGUCGCCUGGUCCUUCAUCAGCACCUUCUUCACUUCGCUCAUCCCCGAGGGACGACCCCAUCCGGCCAACUAGGAAGACAUUGUGCCUCUCAUGUCUUUCAGCUGCCAACAGGUACCGCCCUACAAGAUUCCCCACCUUUUCUUUCCUGUCCUAAAUACCCCAACAAUAUCUUACUGAAUAUUAGUGCUGAACCAGUCAGA